ACUGACCACAUGGUGAGUCUGGCUUGCUCUGACAUUUUGGUGCUUCUCAUUGGCAUGCCGGUGGAGCUCUACAGCGCCAUCUGGUUCCCCUUCACGUCAGCGUCGGGCAACGCCUUCUGCAAGAUCUACAACUUCCUGUUUGAGGCUUGCAGCUAUGCCACCAUCCUCAACGUGGCCACGCUCAGCUUUGAGCGCUACAUCGCCACCUGUUACCCUUUUCGCUUUAAAACCUUGGGAGGAAAAUGGACCACCGGCCUAAUCACCUUCGCCUGGGUCGUGGCCCUGUUCGUGGCCCUGCCACUGCUGAUCACCAUGGGUACGCAGGGGCACAUCCCAGUCACGCGCAGCACCCCAGUCCAGAACCUGACCUUCUGCACCAACCUGAGGGAGCACUGGGUGAUGUACAGGAUCAGCAUCUUCUUUGCCUUCAUCGUGUACAUGAUCGUGCUGGUCUGCGUGGCUUUCAUGUGCCGAGCUAUGAUCCUGGUCCUGAAGAAGCCGAUGGGAUUCAUUGAAGGAAGCACCAGUGGAAAUCAAAGAGCAAUCCAUAAUGAAAAUUCAAAGGUCAAGUCAGCCAGGAAGCAGACCAUAGUUUUUCUUGUUCUCAUUGUUGGAUCCUUGAUGGUAUGCUGGCUUCCCAACCAGAUUCGCCGUCUUAUGAUGGCCGCUAUGCCCAAGUCCAACUGGACCAUUACCUACUUCCGGAGCUACGUCAUCCUCCACCCCGUGGCCGACACCUUCUUCUACCUCAGCUCUGUCCUCAACCCUUUCCUCUACAACCUCUCCUCGCGGCAGUUCAGGGACGUAUUCAUGCAGGUUCUGCGGUGUCACCUUACCAUCGCGCAUAAAAAUCAGUCCACCGUGCAGUUCAGGGCUGCCCCCAAGCAAUCCCUUCAACGCCCCCUGCUGCUGAAGUCACUGCGUCGAAAUAGGUCGAGUCGCACCACCGUCGCCAAAGAGGAAACGCCUUCAUCCUUUACGACAUUUCAGUCGCAAGAUGACUCGGGACUGGGCACGGAUACUCAGACGUCCAUCAUAGGGACUGAAGAGCAAAUCUUGGAGCUCAAGAAUAGAAAUGUACCAUCAGAGUCGGAAAUAUAGCCUGUUGUGCGAGUCAAUGGGAGAAACUGCUUUAUCCAUGGAUGCAGUAACAAGUAUUCAGGGUGUACACAAAAAACAUAGCACAGGGUGUCUCGAAAGGACAUUUACCUCCAGUGAUAAUGUUAAAAUAUAAUAUAGAAUAGCUUCAGUUAAAAUUAAAGGUGCAGACUGGAGGGUUUAAGGACUAAUCUGUGUUCUGCAUUCCAGAGAGGGGAAUUUUUUAUUAAUAUUUUGGCUCAGAUGAAACUGAAAGUCACAUUAUGAUCACCAACCUUCAAGAAGGGAAAAUGCAGUAAAAUAGCAAUGGAUUUUAACAUUGAUUAACCCUACCGUUAGCUAUGGCAGGCCAUGAUGUCAGCGCAAGGUCACAUCCAACUAUUAAUCUGAAAUAGUAUUUAGGGUAUUUAGCUUUAGCACAGUAGCUGCAAGCUGCUUUGCAAACCACAAUAAGCCUAGCUCUGCUUUUUAAUCUCUUGUAUGGUUCAAUUGAUGUUGCAUCUGGCUCUUAAUGCUGCUGUAUCCAUGUCAGGCUUUCCUUUUAUGUUCAAGAAGGGCAGGAGGUCCCAAAUCAGGGAGUAGUCAAAGUUGGAAUGUAUAAUAAAAAUUAAAAAUAGAAAUCUAGUGGUUACAAUUAGUAACUUAGAAAAAGUGUUUUGAUGCAAUGAUGUUGGGGUUCUAAUGGAGUUAAUAUUAACUUGCCAACACCUCACAGUCUCUGGCUAAUCUGGAAUAGCUGGACCUUGGUGUAGAUGGGCCCAGCUUUGAAGCCUGAAAAGCAAAGUCGACACAAAAACCUGCAUUCUUUUCAAUGGCCAGCAGGGGGCGACUAUAAUAUUUUGCUGAAUUUAUGACCUAGUUUUUGGUCAUACUGAGUAAAACAUUAAGUGCAUUUUAUAAAUAAUAAAUAAUAAUCAUUAUUAGCGUCAGAAAAGAGGAUAAAAGGAUUUUACAAACCAAAGGGUGAAGUGCCCUGUGGUUCCGUCCAUAGUUUUUAUACCAAAGGUGUAAGUUAAUUAGUCAAUCGAUGUUUAAGAUGAGUGAAGGGCCAGCAGCUGAAUUAAAUAUAAAGCACUUAGAGGUGAAUUCUGCAGCAGUGUUGAAUCAGAACAUUUGUGUGACUUGUUUCUACAUUUAUAUUUAAUGGUGAACUCUAACAGUAGACUAACACAUUCAGUUUAAACUUAAACAUCUUAAAACACCUAACCUCACGGGGGAGUCAGUUUAGACCUGGAGUAAUUUGGCAAAAUGAAGUAACUGAGUUCACGACCCAGCUCGAUUACAGAGAGGGAGUUCACACUCUGAGUUAAGUUGGGAAAUCUUUUGGUUUUUGUGCCGUAAAUGUAAGAAACUGUGAAACUUUAAUUGUGCUGACUCAGGAUUAAAUCUGGCUCCUAAUUAUUUCAUUUGUU
Messenger RNA from Neolamprologus brichardi, 2510 nucleotides. RefSeq names its product G protein-coupled receptor 39 (gene gpr39). Gene Ontology annotation, cellular component: membrane. The record is from RefSeq and is a predicted model, not a curated record. Gene Ontology annotation, biological process: G protein-coupled receptor signaling pathway. NCBI's taxonomy places the organism in Eukaryota, Metazoa, Chordata, Actinopteri, Cichliformes, Cichlidae. Gene Ontology annotation, molecular function: G protein-coupled receptor activity.